AGUGAGAAGAGAGCCGAAUCUCAUAACCCUUUUAGUAGUUUUCCAAGUACCAGUUUCAAUUUUUAUUUUCAAGUUUUGUUUCCCAAACACAAUAAUUUGUUUUCUUUAGUUUUUGUCUUUAAUUGUCACUCACAAAAAAGAAAUGGUUUCUAAACAAAUUCAGCUUUUAGCUUGCAUUUCAGACAUUUUUUUUAUGAUUUCAUAAAUGAAUAUAAUGAAAAACUUGAAAAAUUAAAAUUUCAAAGGAUGCAAUUUACAUUUCAUGAACCGAACUGGACAGGCACUGGUCCAACCAGAAGUCCGGACUGAAUUCCAGUCGGUUACUACUUACUAUUUAGUUAAGCGGAGAGCGCCCCGUGUAAGAAAAGGGUAAAUCAUUGUUGUCGUUCAAGUUCCGAGUCGCUAAUUCUCGAAGUUUAGAGAGAUUAGCAGUCUCUCAUCACCUGCUUCCUCCUCGCGUGUUCCCCUCUGGCUGCGCUUCCUGCACGAAGCUCCACUGCAAGCCGUACGGCCGCUUCUGCUUCCGUUGGAGCUCUCGGUCGUUUCCUUCUUAAAGCGAAACUGCAAAAGCUGACUUGAACCCUUUGUCUGAGAAGCCAGAAGACACAGCGAAAGGUACAUCAAAUCUCUGCGAGCCAAGAGGUUUAUGUAGUUUCCAAUUCUCUUGUUAUCCUGUUGCUGCGUGUUUGUCUUGUUAGUAGAGACGGACUCUAGGUUUCGCUUUCCUUCCCCUGGGUUCUAAACAAUUAACUGGCGUUCACUGUUUAGAGUCUAGGGUUUAGUUCUCGAUCGUGUAAAAUACGUGUCUUGAAUUUGGAGAUGCGGUUAUUCAGAGCUUUUCGGUAGGGUUUCUGCCGAGUGUAGGUGUGGGGUGUCUGUUUGAAUGGCUCAUAGUUGCCUUGCAGAGGGGAAUGGAGAUAGAUGUUAAAGAUUUUUACACUCUUGGAAGACAAAAGAUUAGUUACAGAAUCACACAGCUGGCAUUAGGUGAGAGUUGCUUAUUAAGUGAAAAGACGACAUCUUGAAUAUGAACGGUAGGUCAGAGAGUUGAGGCUUCGUGGUGGAAAGGUGCUAACAUAUCCCUUGGGUCGCAGUGGAAGUUUUUUCUGAAUAUGGAACCUUCAGCUUGCUGCCUUUUCCUUCAUAAUUCUUAAAUCAUGUGCUUGCCAUAAAUCGGGCUAUAUUUUGCAGGGAUGACGUCGAAUAUAAUACUCUUCGAGGACAUUUUUGUUGUUGGCGAGAUCAACCCAGAUGGUAAAAAAUUCGAUAAAGGUAUUUUCCUUCCACUUUCGCUUGCAAAUUUGAUCACUUCACGUUCACCUCAUCUUCGUACUCCCCAUAGUAUGAUCUCAUUAUAUAUCAAUGGGUUUUAGCUUCCCUUGUCCUUGGUUCAAACUUAAAGAAUGGAAUGAAUGUAGAGUAGUGUGUAUACUGUCUAGAUUGCUCGAGGGGAAUGUGAUUUUAUGGACAAUGGUCCCGCUUAAUGUAUAACUUGCUUAUUGGAGCUUCACUAUGAAUUUAUGGGGGAAAUCGUUCUCUCUUUGUCUUGGGACACUUUGGAUUGGGUUGAGGGAACUCAGAAUGCACUUCUGUCUAGUGAAAGCCACAUUAUGCUCUCACCCUUUUUAGCUUGGUAGUUUUUUUUUAAUAUUCUUUUUCUUUUGUAGCUUGUCGGAUCGUAGCACGUAGCCAAAACUGUGACAUGUCCAUGCAACUCGAUAUCAACAACGAAAUAUAUCCGAUGGAUGUGAAUGACAAAUUCACGAUGGCAUUGGCAUCUACGCUGAAUUACGAUGGGACACCUGACACUGGCUAUUACAAUGCAGUAAGCUUUUCUCUCUACCUUGUAUUGGAGAUACAUAAGAGAAUUCUUAAUGUUAAGUGUCUGUUUGUCUAUGAGGCUACAUUUCACAAACAAUGAUUUUCUAUUGCUUAGACACCUCCACUUUAUCUGUGGUGAUCAUUUCUUCUGCCAGGUUUAGGUUCAAGCAUUUGGUGUUAUGUGAUAUGUCUUUGUCCUAUGCAUGUCAUUUGGCUUCCAGUUGGCAUUCAACUUUGUUGGUUGGUCAAACUUCAAGUAAAGGUCAUGUAAAAUUUUCCAUUUGGUGCAAGUCUCGGUUAUUUCACCUUUAACCCUCCAAAAGUUGUUAGGAACAGAUUAUCUGAAGUUUACAUGCCAGUCUUAACUGUUUCAUAACCUUAGUAGGUUAAAAUUAAUUAGUUCAAUCAUGUCUAAGCAUAAAAAAGAAGAAGAAUACAUUAGUUUUUCUGGAAUUUAUCUGUAUGGGUACUUGCUGCAAUUUUCCCUUUUGAUUUGCCAUGUCAUGAAGCUCAUUGUCUCUCUUUUUUGACAUGGUAUAUUUUCCCAGGCGAAAAGGAAAAACCUUGCGGACAAAUAUGAAUAUGUCAUGCACGGGAAGCUAUACAAGCUAUCGGAGGAAGGUUCAGGAAGAUCGAUUACAGCGUAAGCAUAUAUUUGAGAACUUUCAUAUUCUACAAUUGUCUUUCCUUUGAGAACUUACAGGGACUUUUGAUUCAUUGCAUUGGGUUGCAGGGAAUUAUAUGCUUCAUUUGGUGGGCUUCUAAUGUGUCUCAAAGGGGAUCCUUCUCAUGUAGCUCACUUUGAGCUUGACCAGAGAGUGUUCCUUCUGAUAAGGAAGAUCAACAAGUGAUAGCAGUAUCCAUACGAUGAAGCGACUUGUUAUCAGACGAACGUGGGUAUUUAAGUAGAGUGGGCUACUUUGAAGUUUGGCGGUUUAUCUUUAUAACUCGAUUUCUUCUUCAGCUAAUGGUACUAGUGCCUUUUAUGUUUUCCCCCCUGUAAACAUUGAACCUAAGGGCGUCUUAACCUAUUAUAUUAAGCAAAUGGGUCUCAUAAUACUCCGUAAAGGCUAUACAAGAACCAAUGUGCUAAACUACGAUUCUGCAUAUCGAUGAUACGAUAACCAAAUGGCGAGCCAUGUCUUUGAUGGGCAGGGUAGUUUGCUGUGGAGUUGUUGUCUCUGUAAACAUGGGUAAGAACUAAGAAGUACUUCCCAUUUGAAUAUGAGCGUGAUCUACCUGUUGGAAGAGAGGUUUUUAAAAAAUCUGUCUAUCGAACUAGUUUCUUGAAUCCCAUCUUACUAACUAGUUUGACACUGUAAGGUAACGUCAACUCAACUCUACUGAUAGUUUCACAUUGACUGUCAAGGCCGAAUUGAUCAUUCUCUCUUUUGAUAAUGCCACCUUCGGAAAUCGAAUCCGUAGGAUGCUAAACAGAGCUGUUUAAUUGGUGGAAUGCCUCUUAUAUUGAUUCUUAGUCCAAGUACUUUGUUUUGGCCGUUUCUGGGAGAUCUUUGUUGUUAUGUCUGCGGUUAAAUUGUACGGCGGCGACGUGUUCAUCAACAGCUAUUCUUUGGUUGUUCUCUGAGCUUGGAAUCAUUCCCCUGUUUCGAAAGGAGGGGGGAAAAAACAGAGGUUGGGAGAAAUGGAGGAAGUCAGCAUCCUAAACUGGCUGGGGAUGGUCUCUCCUCCGAAGAAUGAUUACCGUACAGCAAGCAGUGCAUUCAAGGAUUAAUAUUCUGCGGCUUGUCGAUGAAGCAGGUGAUGCCUGUUCCUUGUUUUUGUUCACAGCUUCUCGUUGGACUUAUAUGUCCAUUCUUGUCCGUACUCUCCUCUGGAACCUUAAACAGAGGACGAUGAUCGAUCCAACUUUUUUCACUUCUCCCUUCCAUGUUAAAUACCCAGCUAGCUAGCUUUUUCAUUCCUCCACCCAAAGUCCCAACACACACACUCUCUCUCUCUCAAAAUCUGAAUUGGGUUUUCUGAAAAAUGGUGGCUUUCUUCUCAUUGGAGCUGAUAACUGGGGCUGCUUCGAACUCGGUGAUGGUCUUCUUCUUCUGCAAUUUGAUCAUCGUCACCAUCCUCGUUGCCUCCUCGAUACCUCCUCCUUCGACAACAUGCGAAAUCCACCAUGUGUCAACGGUGGGAGCCCCUUACCUCUACCCCUACGUGACUAUUCACCAGCAAGAGGAGACUCUGGUUAUUGGUGGUGAGAAUGAUGCUCUGCAUCUCAAUGAUGAAAACAGAGCAUCUUGGUCGUUGUCGUGCUCGGAACCGAAGUUGGCCGCAUUGGCAACAACUCCCCACCAAGAUGAAGAAGAAGAGGAGAAAGAAGAUGAAGAAGAGGAGAAAGAAGCUGAUUGCUGCGGUGGAGAAAAUGGUAAAGAGGACUACAAUGACAAUGAUGAAUAUGAGGAGGAGGAGGAGGAUGAUGAUGAACUGAGAAGGAGAGUUGAAGAGUUCAUAGAGAAGACAAACAAAGCAUGGAGGGCGGAAUUGCUGAGAACAUCAAAAUCGCCGCGGCUGAUGAUUGCUGGUUGAUUGCUCCCAACUCACAAUAUAUGAAAUGGUGAUCGAUGGGUGGAAUUCAGGAACAGAGUUUUUUUUUUAUUGUUCCCAUGGAAUUAGGAAAUUCAGGAAGCCAUGUCCAGAAAUUUUGAUGGCUGGCUCCUUUUUUUUUUUUAUAAUCUUUCUUUCUUUCUGCGCUGAAAAAUGAAAUGUAUUCUUUUGU
Messenger RNA from Linum trigynum, 4552 nucleotides. The record is from the annotation of a GenBank genome assembly. Lineage: Eukaryota; Viridiplantae; Streptophyta; Magnoliopsida; Malpighiales; Linaceae.